This is a messenger RNA of Penicillium angulare, 1863 nucleotides long. RefSeq lists its product as uncharacterized. The record is from RefSeq and is a predicted model, not a curated record. Gene Ontology annotation, biological process: transmembrane transport. Gene Ontology annotation, molecular function: myo-inositol:proton symporter activity. NCBI's taxonomy places the organism in Eukaryota, Fungi, Ascomycota, Eurotiomycetes, Eurotiales, Aspergillaceae. Gene Ontology annotation, cellular component: membrane. The transcript is spliced from 4 exons. Bases 1 to 1863 code for a protein of 620 amino acids.
AUGGCGGAGAAAAUCGACCCAUUCGAUGACUACUCAUCUCGCGAUUUUGUGCCGCAGCCCCAGCGAACAGCAGGGAAUGCAGCUGAGCGAGCUAGGCGUAAUAUAAACGCUAAACUUUCUAAUCCACUGGCAGGAUUCAGUCAUACUGAGCUGCGAAAACAAGGUCGUGUAUUUGCUUUAAGCCAUGAGAUAGGAGAUGAUGAGGAUAUUCGGGCCUUCGAACUUGGCGCGAUUUUAGCACAGGCCCCGGAAAGAUUUCCACGUAUCGAUGCACUUUGUCCUCGUGAGAAAGCAAUUCUGCGUCAUGAGGUUGAACAUAAAUGGUCGCAGCCAUGGAAAAUGUAUAUCGUGAUCGCAUUAUGUUCUCUUUCUGCUGCUGUUCAGGGAAUGGAUGAAACCGUUGUCAACGGAGCUCAACUAUGGUAUAAGCAUCAAUUCGGAAUCGCCGACGACAGCGCUAGAAGUACCUGGCUCCUCGGCCUAAUUAACGCAGCUCCCUACCUCUGCUGCGCUCUAAUAGGUUGCUGGCUCACAGUCCCAUUCAACGACUGGUUCGGCCGUCGCGGAACAAUCUUCAUCACAUGUAUGCUCAGCGCUCUCUCCGUACUAUGGGGAGGUUUCGCGUCAGAAUGGUGGAAUUUAUUCCUCUCCCGAUUUGCGCUGGGCUUUGGUGUUGGUCCAAAAUCAGCAACUGUGCCUAUUUACGCUGCUGAAACGGCCCCACCCGCUAUUCGUGGUGCGCUAGUUAUGCAGUGGCAGAUGUGGACGGCUUUCGGAAUCAUGUUAGGUUACGCUGCUGAUUUGGCUUUUUUUCGGGUCCCCGAUACCGCCACUGUUGUUGGGAUGAAUUGGAGGAUCAUGAUAGCUUCUGCAAUCAUACCAGCUGUAAUUGUGCUGACAUUUGUCUUUGCCUGUCCUGAGUCUCCUCGUUGGUAUAUGAGUAAGAAUCAGUAUUAUCAGGCUUAUCAGUCUAUGUGUUGGCUUCGGCAUCACAAGAUCCAGGCUGCGAGAGAUAUCUUCUAUAUGCAUACUUUAUUAGAGGCAGAGAGGAAUAUGAAAUUGGGGCAGAACAAGGCGUUGGAAGUUAUUCAAGUGCCUCGAAACCGACGGGCCAUGGUAGCGUCUGAGAUUAACAUGUUUAUACAGCAGUUCUGCGGUAAUAACAUACUUGCUUACUACUCAUCAGCCAUAUUCAUGGACGCCAACCUCAAAGCUGAAUCCGCCUUACUGGUCUCCCUCGGCUGGGGAAUGGUCAACUGGCUCGGUUCAAUCCCAGCAAUCUACAUAAUCGACACCUACGGCCGCCGCAACCUCCUCCUAACAUCCCUCCCCCUAAUGUCCCUCGCGAUGCUCUUCAUAGGCUUCAGUUUCUGGAUACCAAUAACAACAAAAGCCCACUGCACCUGCGUCGCAGCAGGAACCUACAUCUUCGGCGCAAUCUACGCCCCCGGAGCUGGUCCAGUCCCCUUCACCUACUCCGCAGAGGCAUAUCCGCUCUAUGUCCGAUCACAUGGAAUGGCACUAGCAACAGCCACAACGUGGUUCUUCAAUUUCAUUCUUGGAAUCACAUGGCCGCCUAUGCAGAAUGCGUUUACGCCACAGGGUGCGUUUGCAAUCUACGCUACGUGGAAUAUUGUUGGGUGGUGGCUUGUUUUACUUUUUGUGCCUGAGACGAAGGGGAAGACGCUUGAGGAGUUGGAUCAGGUGUUUUCUGUUCCGACAAAGUUUCAUGCGCAGUAUGGGUUGAGGCAGGUUAAGUAUUUUGUUAAGAGGUAUGUGCUGUUUCGGGAAGUUAGACCGGAGGUUCUUUAUGAGAUGCAGGAGGCUAGGUAUAUCCCUGAGGAUUUGGGAUAUAAUAGUUGA